This is a messenger RNA of Corylus avellana, 1402 nucleotides long. RefSeq names its product Cell differentiation, Rcd1-like protein. The record is from RefSeq and is a predicted model, not a curated record. NCBI's taxonomy places the organism in Eukaryota, Viridiplantae, Streptophyta, Magnoliopsida, Fagales, Betulaceae. Gene Ontology annotation, cellular component: CCR4-NOT complex. Gene Ontology annotation, biological process: mRNA catabolic process.
CCAAAGACCCUCCUUCUAUCUCUCAAUAGAAAGUGAGGUAGUGCGUGUUCCUUAAACCGAUGGCGAAUCUUCCCCAAUCGCUCUCCAUGAACGCGCCGUUUGGGGGUCCGAGCGCGUCGGCCCCGAGCGGCGCCGGAGCUCCGGCGACUAAGGACCGGAAAAUGGCCUCGGCCGAGCACUUGGUUCUCGACCUCAGUAACCCUGAGCUCCGUGAGAACGCCCUUCUCGAACUCUCUAAGAACAAGGAAUUAUUUCAAGAUUUGGCUCCUUCACUGUGGAAUUCUUUUGGUACUAUUGCUGCACUUAUACAGGAGAUUGUUUCAAUAUACCCUGUUUUAUCACCGCCAAAUCUAACUCCUGCACAGUCGAAUCGAGUUUGCAAUGCUCUUGCACUUCUUCAGUGUGUAGCCUCUCACCCGGACACAAGGAUGUUGUUCCUCAAUGCUCAUAUACCAUUAUAUCUGUACCCCUUCCUUAAUACAACAAGCAAGUCAAGACCAUUUGAAUACUUGAGGCUGACUAGCUUAGGUGUCAUUGGUGCCUUGGUGAAGGUUGAUGAUACAGAAGUUAUUAGUUUCCUUCUCUCGACAGAGAUAAUUCCGCUGUGCCUUCGCACUAUGGAAAUGGGCAGUGAAUUGUCAAAAACAGUUGCAACGUUUAUAGUUCAAAAAAUUCUGUUGGAUGAUGUGGGCUUGGAUUAUAUUUGUACCACAGCAGAACGGUUUUUUGCAGUAGGUCGAGUUUUGGGGAACAUGGUUGCAGCCCUUGCUGAACAACCAUCGUCCCGACUGUUGAAACAUAUUAUUCGUUGCUAUCUUCGAUUGUCCGAUAAUGCAAGGGCUUGUGAUGCGUUAAGAAGUUGCCUUCCGGACAUGUUAAGAGAUGCUACUUUCAGUAGUUGCCUUCGUGAAGAUCCCACCACAAGGAGGUGGCUGCAACAGUUGCUUCACAAUGUUGGAGUAAAUCGGGUUCCCACACUUCAGGCCGGUGGAUUUGAUCAUAUGAUGGUUAACUAAUUUAAAUUAUGCCAUGUUAUUAGACUUUUCAUAUUUUGUUUUUUGUUUUUUGUUUUUUAAUUUCUUUUUAUUUUUCCUGCUGUAGACUGGCAGUAGGAAGAGUGGCUAAUCUAUCUUUUUAAUUCAAUUUAAUGGCCCUAAUUGGCAAAGUUUGCUUCUUGUAAUUAGUGAUGCAUCUAAAAUUACUUCUGCAGUAAUGCAGAAACCAAUCUGAUUGUCGAAUCAUCUGUAAGCCAAUGAUUUCUUAUGUGUAGUUUCUAGUGAAUUCUCUCUUGCCCCCAGCCCCUCCAUUGAGAAGUUAUGCUGGUUGCCUGUUUGAUUUCAGCCAGUUGAGUUAACUGCAAUUAUGCUUCCCCCGUGGAAAUAUUUAUUUAUUCUCUUUCCUC